CUGUGCAUGUUAACGAUGCAACUACCAUGAAGACGAUACUUAUUAGAUGUUGGUCCAGCUUGUCGACACAUUAAGAAGACCUUCACGGGAUAUUGCACCGUACAGCAUGCUUCUUCUGUUAUCGAUCUGUUGCUGGAUUGUAAUGUCGGAUGGCGCGCCAUCAAGUCUUGCUGGCUCCGACCUGCAACAGAAGGUAGCGACUCUAGAAACAAGCAAUGAGUACGGCAUUGGCUUCGACUUCACACCCUCCUAUGCUGCCGUGGCCGUGUCUUUCGUAAAUGGCUCGAACGUCCCAUUAGCGAAGAUAGAAGGAAACAGGCAAUGGCGCGUGAUGAUGUCGAAAGUCUCUCUCACCGACGACUAUCCGUACCAUUGGUGGGACAAACAGUGGACAGUCAGUGUCCUCGCACCCAUGAUCGAAGCACUCGUAUCCGUCGGGGAGGCCCAGUUAGGAGGGCCGAUAGUCGCAGCUUCAGCCACGAUGGCGCAGCGGAAUGCGAUUUCUCGUUGGGGCCAUCCAGCGACGGACUUAGUAAUGGCAGCCUUCUCAAAGGCAAAGAUCCGAUACCUACCAAUCGUCAUAUCGUCUUACCUCGGCGAGCCGUUACUGUAUCCAGAGAACUCAAUCCAAGCUGGCCACGGUCUGGGCCUGUGUCGGCCGUAUAACAGCUCGCAAACAUGCCUGCACGAUGGUACCCAACCCCAACUGGCUUAUGAGACCUACUACCUCGUGGGCUAUUAUGCGAAUGCCCUAGAGGUCACGUCGACUACGCCUUCGUUGUCGGCUUAUGGCACGUCUCCAGCGCCGAAGGUCGAUUAUCAACUUGGAGCAGAGAUGAGGUACGAGAAGCUAGACGAGGCUUACUAUUGGGAGGAGGUUCGGAAGUUUCUCAGCAUGCCGUUCGUGAAUAUUCCGCGGCGUAAGCCAACGAAAGUGAUCUUGUAUGGUGAGCAUGGCUCUGAUAUGCGCCUGCGGGAGACUGUGAAGGAUGUGUUGAAAGCCUUCAUGCAUGAGGAUGCUGAGAUGGUACAGUGGGUUGAUGAUGGCCUGGGUCCGACGUACGUUGGCGCCAUGGGCGCUGCCGAGUUUGCUAAGCGAAAGCCGUAUUGGACUCGUAAAGAUCUCAAUGAGGAAGCAACACACGAAGUCCUCAGCGAGUAGGCAGAGGCUUAGUCUCAGGCAUAUCUCGUCCAAGCAUCCUGGCUAAUGGUAUUCGCGACGCGGUCAUACGGGUGUAAUGCUAUACAAGCGUGACUCUCAGAGCUGCUGCAAGUGGUCAUAGACCGUUGAGUUGUAGAGCGCCUCACACGCAAGGGCACAUACCAGGCCGUUCUUCCAGCGCUCGAUUUUGCAAGCGACCACCCGGUACUUAGCUUGCACUUCGACCCAGUAUACGUGAAAACACAUGUAUUGUUCUGCUGGAAGAAUG
This is a messenger RNA of Baudoinia panamericana UAMH 10762, 1430 nucleotides long. RefSeq lists its product as uncharacterized. The transcript has 2 exons. NCBI's taxonomy places the organism in Eukaryota, Fungi, Ascomycota, Dothideomycetes, Mycosphaerellales, Teratosphaeriaceae. The record is from RefSeq and is a predicted model, not a curated record. Bases 143 to 1162 code for a protein of 339 amino acids.